AUGGCCAGCCGACUCAAGCUGGAGGAGGACAAGAACCAGUUGUCCAAGGGCUUGGACCCUUGGAGCAACAACAACCCUACCGCCACCACCAGCACCCUGCACUACCUGCUCCAGGAGAAGGAGAGAGCGCAGGCGCAGGAGCAGCUCCAGAUCUACCACCAGCAAGGGUUCAGCUACCUCCAGCACCACCGGAGGCAGCAGCAGCAGCAGCAGUCGAGGGCAGGAGCAGGCGGAGAUGGCGUCAGCAGCGGCGAGUCGACGCCCGUGGACGCCCUGGCGACCGCAUUCGGGAGCGGCCGCAUCGUGCGGUCCGCCGCCGGGCGCAAGGACCGCCACAGCAAGGUGUGCACGGCGCGCGGGCUGCGCGACCGCCGCGUCCGCCUCGCCGCGCACACGGCCAUCCGGUUCUACGACGUGCAGGACCGGCUAGGCUACGACCGCCCCAGCAAGGCCGUCGACUGGCUCAUCCGCAACGCCAAGUCCGCCAUCGACGAGCUCCCGGACCGGGCAGAGGCGCCGCCUGCCACGGAGGCUGCAGAUGCCGCCGCCGAGCCGGCCGAGCAGGUGACCUCGACGUCCUACGGGUUCGGCAACCCCGGUGGCGCCAUCAGCGGUGUGGCCGGCUCGUUCGUUCCACAUUCAGUAGGCGCCGAUGGCGUCUCCGGCAGCGUCAAGUCCUUGUUCCCCUCGUCGUCGACAGCCAGCACCACCCCCGCCCACGACGAGUACAGGGGCUCCCCGCCUGACCUCCUGUCGCGCACGACGAGCAGCCAGCCGCAGGAGCUUUGCCUCACUCUCCAGUCCAACCAGCACCACCAGAUCUUCAGCCAUGUAUCCAACCAGAACCAUCAAGGUAUGAUCUCUGGUGCAGGCGUCCCAGGCUGGCCGGAGCACGGCCAGAGAAUGCCGUCGUGGCACGCCUCGGAGAGCAGCGCGGGAGACGGUCGCGGCGCCGGCAAUGGCGACGGCUACAUGUUCGGCGUGCAGGCGCGGCAAGGGCUAGACCACCAGAGCCAGCUCUUCUCGCAAGGGGAACCCCUGCAGUCCAGCGGCGGGUGGGCGUCGUCUGCCCGCACCUGGCUGGACCCUCUCGCCGCGAUCCACCAGCCGUCGGCAAUGGCUGGGCAGGUCGGGUUCAGCCACCUGGUUGGCGCCGGCGGCGGGUUCAUGGGGUUCCUCGCGCCGGCGGCGGCCCAGCGUCUCCAGGGCGAGGAGGAGCAAGGAAGCGAGGCGAUGAGAGAGUGAUGGCAUGAUGAGCGUGCUCCUGGUGCUUAUGAGGUGUGUGAGCUUUCUAAUAACACACACCCUCCAUGGAUCUGGUGGGUCAGUUGUAUGUCAUUUCAUGUAGGAGUUUGUUUAGGCGA
Messenger RNA from Panicum hallii, 1364 nucleotides. RefSeq names its product transcription factor PCF7-like. Gene Ontology annotation, cellular component: nucleus. The transcript has 2 exons. The coding region runs from base 1 to 1245 and encodes 414 amino acids. The record is from RefSeq and is a predicted model, not a curated record. Gene Ontology annotation, molecular function: DNA-binding transcription factor activity; sequence-specific DNA binding. Lineage: Eukaryota; Viridiplantae; Streptophyta; Magnoliopsida; Poales; Poaceae. Gene Ontology annotation, biological process: regulation of secondary shoot formation.